UGGAUGUUUUCGUUCGAAGUGGCGUGUUAUUGUUGAUAUCGAUAUGAGUGAACCCCAUUUACCUAUAAUAUCAUCUUUAUCACAAGAUUUACAAACACGAGUGUCAUCUUCAAGCACAUCAAGAUACUUAAAGGUUUUUGAAGAAGAAUUUGAUUGUCGUAGUAGACAUAGUGUUAAUAGAUUAGAUCGAAAG
This is a messenger RNA of Racocetra persica, 193 nucleotides long. The record is from the annotation of a GenBank genome assembly. Lineage: Eukaryota; Fungi; Glomeromycota; Glomeromycetes; Diversisporales; Gigasporaceae.